AUGGCAGAAAGACUCUGCAGCAAAUCGUUUUUUUCUUUUUCGCUCAUUUGCUUCCCCUUCAGACGCAAAAAGUUUAUUGCUUCCUCUGAGCAGCAGCAGCAGCAGCAGCAGCAGCAGCAGCAGCAGCAGCAGCAGGAACAAGAGCCGCAGCGUGAGGCGCUCUUAGCAGCAGCAGCAGCAGCAGCAGCAGCAGCAGCAGCAGCAGCUCCUUCUAUUCUUAACAAUAUGCUUCUAUGCAGCCGUGAGAAGGCUGGCUAG
Messenger RNA from Eimeria necatrix, 258 nucleotides. RefSeq lists its product as hypothetical. Lineage: Eukaryota; Apicomplexa; Conoidasida; Eucoccidiorida; Eimeriidae. The record is from RefSeq and is a predicted model, not a curated record. The coding region runs from base 1 to 258 and encodes 85 amino acids. The transcript has a single exon.